AUGUGGCGGCUGAGGAUCGCGGAGGGCGGGGACGAGCCGCCGUGGCUGCGCACGACCAACGGCUACUUGGGCCGCCAGGUGUGGGAGUUCGACGCCGCCGUGGAGCCCGACCCCGAGGAGGUCGACGCCGUUGAGGCCGCGCGCCAGGGGUUCGUCGCGCGGAGGCACCAGCUCAAGCACAGCGCCGACCUCGUCAUGCGAAACCAGUUUGCUAAAGCAAAUCCUCUUGAGCUGGACCUUCCUGCUGUCAAGCUGGAAGAGCAUGAAGAUGUUACUGAGGAAGUUGUAUCUACUACUUUGAAAAGGGCCAUCAGUCGCCUUUCUACUCUCCAGGCACAUGAUGGACACUGGCCGGGGGAUUAUGGUGGUCCAAUGUUCCUUAUGCCAGGCUUGAUUAUAACCUUGUAUGUGACUGGAGCACUGAACACUGUCUUAUCAUCAGAACAUCAGAUUGAGAUCCGCCGGUAUCUCUAUAAUCAUCAGAACGGAGAUGGAGGCUGGGGUUUGCACAUUGAGGGACCAAGCACCAUGUUUGGUUCAGCCUUGACCUAUGUCAGUUUGAGAUUGCUUGGAGAGCGAACAGAUAGUGGAUAUGGAGCUAUGGAGAAAGGUCGAAAUUGGAUUCUAGACCAUGGAGGAGCAACGUUUGUAACAUCAUGGGGAAAAUUUCGGCUCUCGGUACUUGGUGUAUUUGAUUGGUCUGGUAACAACCCAGUGCCACCAGAAGCAUGGUUGCUACCAUAUUGCCUGCCAUUUCAUCCAGGGCGAAUGUGGUGUCACUGUCGAAUGGUGUAUUUGCCAAUGUGUUACAUUUAUGGAAAGAGAUUUGUCGGACAAGUUACGCCACUUGUUUUGGAAUUGAGAAAGGAACUUUACAAAGGCCCCUAUAAUGAGAUUGAUUGGGACAAGACUCGCAAUCAAUGUGCUAAGGAAGACUUGUACUAUCCGCAUCCAUUCGUUCAAGAUAUCUUAUGGGCCACUCUCCAUAAAUUUGUUGAACCACUUAUGAUGCAUUGGCCUGCGAGCAAACUGAGGGAGAAAGCUUUGGAAACUGCCAUGAAGCACAUUCACUAUGAAGAUGAGAACACUCGAUACAUUUGCAUUGGUCCUGUAAACAAGGUAAUGAAUAUGCUUGCGUGCUGGAUUGAAGAUCAGAACUCAGAGGCAUUCAAACUCCAUAUUCCACGAGUCUAUGAUUACUUGUGGAUUGCUGAAGAUGGCAUGAAGAUGCAGGGUUAUAAUGGCAGCCAACUUUGGGACACAGCUUUCACUGUUCAAGCCAUUGUAGCUACCAAUCUUAUUGAAGAGUUUGGGCCCACCCUUAAACUAGCACAUGAAUACAUUAAGAAUUCACAGGUUCUUGAUGACUCUCCUGGAGAGCAGAAAGACUGGUACCGGCACAUAUCUAAAGGUGCAUGGUCAUACUCUACGGCUGACAGUUGGCCUAUAUCGGACUGCACUGCAGAAGGACUAAAGGCCUCAUUAUUGUUAGCGAAGAUUUCUCCACAAGUUGUAGGAGAUCCUCUGGAAGAUAAUAGGCUUUAUGAUGCUCUCAAUUGUUUGAUGUCUUAUAUGAAUGAUAAUGGCGGUUUUGCAUCAUAUGAACUCACAAGGGCUUAUACGUGGCUGGAGAUUAUUAAUCCCUCUGAGACCUUUGGGGACAUUGUGACUGAUUACCCGUAUGUUGAAUGUACAUCAGCAGCAAUCCAAGCUUUGACAUUAUUCAGAAAGUUCUACCCUGGGCACCUCAGGAAAGAGGUGGACAACUGUAUCAGCAAAGCUGCUAAUUUCAUUGAGUCUAUUCAAAAAAGUGACGGUUCAUGGUAUGGUUCUUGGGCUGUUUGUUUCACCUACGGCACUUGGUUUGGAGUGAAGGGAUUAACUGCUGUUGGUAGGACAUUCAAGAAUAGUCCUGCAAUCAGAAAGGCUUGUGAAUUUCUGCUGUCAAAAGAGCUUCCUUCCGGUGGUUGGGGAGAAAGCUAUCUAUCAUCUCAAGACCAGGUUUACACCAAUCUUGAAGGAAAACGUGCUCAUGCAGUGAACACUAGUUGGGCCAUGCUGGCCCUAAUUGAUGCUGGACAGGCUGCAAGAGAUCCAUCGCCUCUACAUCGAGCAGCCAAGGUUUUGAUCAACUUGCAAUCAGUGGAUGGAGAAUUUCCUCAGCAAGAGAUAAUAGGAGUGUUCAACAAAAACUGCACCAUCAGUAACUCCCAGUACAGGAAUAUCUUUCCAAUUUGGGCUCUGGGAGAGUACCGGUGCCGAGUCUUGGCCCCUGGCAAUUACUCCCUCCGUUCCUAAAUAUAAGUCUUUCUAGAGAUUUCAACAAGUGACUACAUACG
Molecule: messenger RNA, 2339 nt
Organism: Aegilops tauschii subsp. strangulata
Lineage: Eukaryota; Viridiplantae; Streptophyta; Magnoliopsida; Poales; Poaceae
Source: RefSeq, a predicted model, not a curated record